AUGCCGGAUGCACUCUCUCGUUCACCAGUUCAGAGCCUUGUUGAGGACAAUGAUGUGCUGGAUGAUGCAGAUCCAUUGCAUGCUGCUGUUGUACUGUCUUUAUUAGCUACUUGUGAGGAGGGCAUAAGGUUAGCACCUCAACAGGACCAGACGCUGGAUAAGAUUCGUGAUGCUUCUGCACAUGAUGGUGAAUAUCUGUCGUUAAGAGAUGUAAUAAUGAAAGGAUUUCCAGAUCAUAAGCAUAGCUUACCGGAAAAGUUGCGAGCAUACUGGGGGAUUCGGGACAUGCUGGCCGUGGAUGAUGGUUUGAUAGUUUAUGGACCUAGACUUCUCAUACCUCGCAGCCUGUGUAGCGAAACUUUGCAGUGUCUACAUGAUGCUCACCAAGGAGUGGACCGCACCAAGCGUCGAGCACGCCAGACUAUAUACUGGCCAGGGAUUGACAGGGACGUUGAGAAUACAGUGAAGUCUUGUUCUCGUUGCCGAGAGCUGUUACCAGGUCAGCAGAAUGAGCCUUUGAUGCAGGAAGACUUGCCAAGUCAAGUAUUUGAGUCCGUGUCUGCUGAUUAUUUUCAUAUCUCAGGCAAGACAUUUCUUGUGUACAUUGAUCGCCUAUCAGGUUGGCCGUAUGUAUCUUCGUGCAAUGGAUCAACUUCUGCAGCUCAACUAGUUAGUUUGUUGAGGCCAAUAUUUUCAGACACAGGAGUGCCUGUAGUACUGAAAACGGAUGGAGGACCGCAGUUCGCUUCAUCAACAUUGCGGCGUUUCCUUGCUCGAUGGUCAUGCCGAAGCUACUGUGAAGAUUAUCAAGAAGUUGAUUUUGACGACCACAGGAAAUGGCAAGCUGGAUGA
Messenger RNA from Macrobrachium nipponense, 852 nucleotides. RefSeq lists its product as uncharacterized. Gene Ontology annotation, molecular function: nucleic acid binding. The record is from RefSeq and is a predicted model, not a curated record. Bases 1 to 852 code for a protein of 283 amino acids. Gene Ontology annotation, biological process: DNA integration. The transcript has a single exon. NCBI's taxonomy places the organism in Eukaryota, Metazoa, Arthropoda, Malacostraca, Decapoda, Palaemonidae.